UGGCCUUCGCAAGCUAUGCCCGUGGCGCCAGCUGCCGGCAUGGCCCGCGCAACCUAUGAAACCUAUGGUGCUAUGCCGAGUUUAGCAAGGACGUACAUUUUAGUGAUGGCCAACCCAGCAAGUCCAUCCUUGAAGGAUCUCCCAAAAGUUGCUCCAGACUUUAAAAGUGAACUGGAAGGUUUCAAGCCAGACAAGAUGAAAAAGGCAGAGACUCAUGAAAAAAAUGUUCUGCCUACUGCUGAAGAUGUGAAACAGGAGAAGCAACACUCGGAACUUAUUCAGGGAGUCGAGAACUUUAAACCCGAGAGGUUAAAGAGGACAAAUACUCAGGAAAAAAUAGUCCUUCCUAAUGCUGAAGAUGUGGCCACUGAGAAGACACAGAAGGCUUUGUUGCAGGGUGUUGAAAAAUUUGACACAGGAAAACUAAAACACACAGAAACCCAAGAGAAAAAUCCCCUUCCUGAUAAAGAUGUUGUUAGACAGGAGAAAGUUCACCAGAAUUUACUGGAAGGUGUGGAACAUUUUGACAAAUCUUCGAUGAAACACACACAAACACAAGAAAAGAAUCCUCUGCCAGAUCCAGAAGCAAUCCAACAAGAGAAAGGAAAGCAAAAUCUGAUUGCUGGAAUUGAGAACUUUGAUACAAGCAAACUGAAACAUACAGAAACUCAGGAGAAAAAUCCACUGCCAACAAAAGAAGCUAUUGAUGAAGAAAAGAAGGCAUAAACAUGAAACUGUGUAACAAAGACUGAGCUGUUACAGACUCGGCUCAAUUGGGAUCACAUUUUUAUCGUUUUUUGCUACACUUCACUAUUUAUAGAAUUUUUUUAUUGUCCGGCCAUUAAACAACGAAAAUUUUGUAUUAUGUGCUUCCACUUAAAUUGCUGGUACAAUAGUAAAGGAGACUUCCACUAAGACAUUAAAGAAGUCAUGAGAGCAGUUUGUGAUGUCUUAAUGUAAUGUCCUAAUGCUGAAGCUGGUCAGAACUGUAACGAGAUUGUGAUGUUUAAAAAAAUAGGCCUUUAGUUUGUAAAACUGGGAUGCAGUGGUACUAAUGAUAAUCAGUGAUAUUAUAUAAUGUAUGUCUUAUUUUGUAAACAUACACCUAAGUUUUUUUUAUAAUCAACAGUAAAUGCUUUAUACGACUUUUGGAAUAUAGAACAUUUCAAAUGUAGAAUACUUACUAUUCAUUUGUAUAAAAGCGAUAUCCAGAAGGUUAUGUGCAACACUAUCCCCUGAAACUAAAAUGUAGUGGGAUAGUGAUAAAAUACAGAAUUGCUCAAUUUUGUAAGAAUUUAUUUUGAAAGGAACUAUCUUUGUUAAAUUUUUCCAGUAUUUCUUUAUACAUUCCACCAUUCAUGAUAGCAAACUUCAAAGGUUUUUCCACAGAAUUGUGCAAGACAGAUUUGUUGCUUUAAUCAUGUGCUAACUGUGUGAAUGUGUUGAAAACUUUUGGCUUUUAAUCAUGAAGUCUUUCUUUUUGUGGGAAUGUGGCAGUAUUUAAAUGUGGUGCGAUGCAUACUUUUGCACUUCAUGAGCAGUUAUGUCAGCUGCCAAUAAAUUUUGUGUGAAUAAAAGUUGGAACUUUG
Schistocerca gregaria is the source of this 1589-nucleotide messenger RNA. It is a transcript of the gene cib, whose product is annotated as thymosin beta. The transcript is spliced from 7 exons. Gene Ontology annotation, molecular function: actin monomer binding. Bases 16 to 726 code for a protein of 236 amino acids. Gene Ontology annotation, biological process: actin filament organization. The record is from RefSeq and is a predicted model, not a curated record. Gene Ontology annotation, cellular component: cytosol. Lineage: Eukaryota; Metazoa; Arthropoda; Insecta; Orthoptera; Acrididae.